This is a messenger RNA of Onychostoma macrolepis, 2389 nucleotides long. It is a transcript of the gene prc1b, whose product is annotated as protein regulator of cytokinesis 1b. Lineage: Eukaryota; Metazoa; Chordata; Actinopteri; Cypriniformes; Cyprinidae. Gene Ontology annotation, cellular component: cytoplasm; spindle; mitotic spindle midzone. The transcript has 14 exons. Gene Ontology annotation, molecular function: microtubule binding. Gene Ontology annotation, biological process: mitotic spindle midzone assembly; microtubule cytoskeleton organization. The record is from RefSeq and is a predicted model, not a curated record. Bases 148 to 1965 code for a protein of 605 amino acids.
GCCAAUCAGAGGAGCGGCGCUGUUUUGACGCAUAUUUUGAAUCGGACAGAAACGGUUACGCGCACGAUCGGAGUGCAAAGACUGUACAGUGAAAUAUUCCUUUAUAAAAUACAAAUAAACAGCGAAGAGCCUUGUCUUGGGGCGAGGAUGAGGAAGAGUGAGUUGAUUGCUGCAGAAUCGGUGGCAUGUCUGAAUAAAGCUCUCUGCCAUCUAAAGGACAUCUGGGAGGAAAUUGGCAUCCCUGAGGAUCAGCGAUUAGAAAGGACAAAUGUGGUUAAGAAUCAUGUCAAAAGUCUUCUGGACAUGAUGAUUGCUGAGGAAGAGAGUCUGCGGAAACGUCUGACCACCAGUAUUGAGAAAUGUCAAAAUGAGAUGAGUAAAUUGUGUUUGGAACUGCAGCUUCCCCCAUUUCAGGAGGACAGAAGCAGCACUAUGCUACAGCAGGAAAAAGACCUCCGGACAUGUCUUGAAGUGAUGUUAAAGGAGAAAAAUCAGAGAAUGCAAGUGCUCAAAGCAUUAACCGAGCAGGAUCAGGAUCUCUGUGACCUCCUCUGCUUCCAGCCGUUUUCUAUCUCUGCUGAUUCUGUUCCGUCCCUGGAACAGCUGGAGAAAUUCCAGCAACACAUCUCCUCUCUCACUGCUGAGAAAGAACGAAGACAUAAGGAAUUUGUCACAUUGAAGAAGCAAAUAAUACUUUGCAUGGACGAUCUGGAUCAGUUGCCUGAGACUAGUUUUGAAAAGGAUGUCGUAUGUGAAGAUGAAGAGAGUUUUUGCUUGUCUAAAGAAAACAUUGAUUCACUCAAAGUCCUCCUUCACCAGUUGGAGAGCAGAAAGGCAGAGAAUGAACGUGUCUGUGGCUCUUAUCGGGAGAAGAUCCAUGAACUAUGGGAAAGGUUGCAGAUUCCACAGGAAGAGCGUGAUGCAAUUUCUGAACACAUGACCCUGUCAAAGAAAAGAAAUAUGGAAGCUUUACAAGCUGAGGUCAAACGUCUUGAGGAACUGAAGAUUAAAAAUAUUCAGAAUGUUACUGAGGCCAUUCGGAACGAGAUUGUGGUCUUCUGGGAUAAGUGCUUUUAUAGCACUGACCAACGGCAAGCUUUUGUGCCCUAUUAUGAUGAUGAUUUCAGUGAGGAGCUCCUGAGCUUGCAUGAUGCAGAAAUAGUGCGGCUUAAACAGUAUUAUGAGGAUCAUAAAGAUCUUUUUGAAGGUGUUCACAAAUGGGAGGAAGGCUGGAGACUUUUCUUAGAGCUUGAAGAAAAAGCCAAAGAUCCAUCCAGAUUCACCAACAGAGGGGGAAACCUUCUAAAGGAGGAGAAACAACGGGCUGAUCUGAUCAAAGGUCUCCCCAAGCUUGAGAAGAAGCUGAAGGCUGAGAUUGAACAGUGGGAACAUGAACAGAACAGAGAAUUCCAGGUCAAUGGUCAGAAGUUCAUGCAGUUUGUUACUGAUCAAUGGGAGACGUACCGGCUGGAGAAAGAGCGGGAAAAACAGGAGCGGCAACUAAAGAAGAGCAAGCAGACAGAGGAGGACAUGGUCUAUGGCACUGUGAUCCGGACACCGACUAAACGAAGAUUUCUGGGCAGCACAACACCUUGUAAAGCUCGAAAGCUAAACGCUACCUCCAGUACUGGCACUUCUAACAGCACUAUCCGAUCUGUCUUUGGUGGUACUGUAUGUCAUUCUCCUAUAUCGCGUCCUCCAAUUUCAGCAAGCAAGCAGGGUAAUGUGAAGACUCCAGGCCAUGGCAAACCUCCUCAUCAAGGUUUGCUAGAACGCAAUAAGGAGAAUAUCUGUCAUCUAACUGGUGGCGUGGCUGGGAUGACGAAGGUACCAGCUAGUCCACAGCGUAACUUCAGCAUUAACUCCGUCGCAAGCACCUAUUCAGAAUUUCAGCGAGACCUCUCCAAGUCAUCUAAAUCAAAACACGUACCUGAAAUCCUGAACUCAACCAUCAUUCAGCUUUAACUCUACUGUAUGGAACACUUUGUGCUAUUAGGACUGGGAUCUUUAGAUGAUGGCUUAUGGGUUCUUGUUCUUUAUAGCUUUGGCUAUGCAUUUUAUAUGUAAAUGAAGGUAAUAUAUAUUUAAAUGUCUCUUCGUGGGAUUCUACAUGUAUGUUCACUUUAACACUAGGACAAGCACUGCUUUAUAUGUACUUGUAAUGUAACAAAUGAAUGUGCAUUUUAAUGCUACAACUGCUCAGCUCUUCCUAACAAAUUAAGACUUUUAAAAAAAUUAAAAGUACUAGUUAUUUCUUAUUAUUGGCAAUAUUGUCAAUCACAAUGUAUUUUAAAGUUGCUUUUGAAUGUUUUGCACAAUGUAAAAAUAAAAACUUUACUGCAUUCUUUAUUAUAUUGUACAAUUCACUACAUUACAAUUCACUUUUGAA